Molecule: messenger RNA, 1924 nt
Organism: Dalotia coriaria
Lineage: Eukaryota; Metazoa; Arthropoda; Insecta; Coleoptera; Staphylinidae
Product: SET domain-containing protein SmydA-8-like
Exons: 4
Coding region: 205-1683 (492 amino acids)
Molecular function (GO): protein binding
Source: RefSeq, a predicted model, not a curated record
GAUUUGACUGUAAUAUAAAGGUAGUAUUGGAUAGCUAGGAAGAAAAUUCCAGCUAACCACAUGCUUUAGGCGCAUUUAUUUUUACAUAUCUAUUAAUACCCAUUCAUGCUGUCUUCACAAACCUGAAGCAUGUUAUAAAUCAGGUGCUAUAAAGUAGAACAGUGUAACGUGGUGCUUGCCAUUAGAUCAUUUGACUUUGUUAUUAUGGAAGUUCUUUACAAAGUGGCAUUUAGCGAGCCUUUGGGCCGUUAUCUGAUAGCGUCACGUAAUAUUAAACAAGGCGAGAUAAUAAUGAAAGAAAAACCCCGAUUACUCGGUAGUCAAAUCGCUGCGUUUCCCAUUUGUUUCAAAUGUGCAUCGAGAAUAUACACAUCGUCGCCGCCUCCAUGCAACGAAUGCGGAUUAGCGCCAACCUGCGGGCAGUGUCAAGGUACUCUGCACAAAAAAGAAUGUAUCUACAUGAGGAAAAUGAAAGAAAAUGUAAGCGGCAUGACAUUGCAGUUCCUUUGCGAGAAUCCACAAGUAACGAUGCCACUAAGAUGUCUGCUGAUGAAAUAUUAUGAUCAAGACUUUUGGAAAGAGUUCAUACAAUUGGAGUGCCACUUAAAGGAGCGCCGCGGUACAUACAUCUAUAAUUUACACAAGUACCAGGUAGAUAAACCUCUGAGGGACGCCAAAAUAAUUCAGGACUUACAAGAUAGCGAUGUGCAUGCCGAUAUUUUGCCCACCAUUUGCGGUAUUUUAGAUGUAAACAUUUUUGAAGUACGUCCUCCUCAAGGCGUACAGGGACCAGAAGAUUGCCUUAGAGGACUCUAUCUUACGCCGGCUCUAAUGGCGCAUGAUUGCUUAUGUAAUACUCACCUCAGUGUUGAUGAUGACUUCAUGAUGACCAUUCGCGCAUCUCUUCCAAUCAACGAAGGGGAUAUGAUUACAUUUAGCUACACUAAUGGUCUUCAAGGAAACUUUGACAGACAAAAUCAUCUCCAGCAAGGCAAAUACUUUACAUGUGCAUGUCGACGAUGUCUUGAUCCUACCGAGUUGAACACUGGCUUGAGUACACUAAUUUGCCCAAAGUGUAGGCAUGCCACCAUGAUUUUUAAGCAUAAACAAUGGCAGUGUCCACAGUGUAGUAAAAACUAUAGUAAUCGCAUGAUACGUACCACAUUAGCAUUAGCCAAAGAUAAGGUCUCAAAUAUCCUAGAAUUUGGUACCUUGAAAAAUGCAAAACAACUUGUUAGUACCCUGCAGAGAACACUGGGCACUCAUCACAGUCUCAUAAUCGAAGUAAAUCAAAAAAUCAUUUCACUCUUAAGCCAGGAACCAGAUAUGACUUCAACUUUAGAGAAAAUUGCUUUGUGCAAAGACCUCUCUAAAAUAUUACAGGUUUUAGAACCUGGAAUAUCUAGACAUCAAGGUAUAGCACAAUAUGAACUUCAUAAGGCCCAAACACACCUCGGUAAAGUCCAAUGCAAUUCCUCACAGAUCACUUUGGAUCAAUACUGUAGCAUUUUAAAGGAAAGUGAAGGAAUUCUAAAGGGUGCAAUAGGACACUUAAUUUACGAGCCGAAAAGCACGCCUGAAGGACGUCUUGCACAGAAAGCUCUAACGGACCUGCAAGUCCUGCGUGCGUCCGUUAAAGACCUGGAAGUCAAGAUCCAAAAGAACACCAAGACGCACAAAUAAACAAAUAAAUUUACUAGACAAUUCGUAAGUAAAGGCCAGUUUCCAAGACAAAGUAGUGCUUGUAUUUAAUUCUAUACAUCAAACCUAACUUCACAAUAUAAAGAUUACAAAUCAAAUAGCAUUUUUUUUUCAUCGAUUUUCCGCGGUGUCAAAAAUUAGAUGAUAUUAUGUUACCGUAUUUAUGCUUUAUUUUAAUUUUUAAAUAUUUAUACAAUGUUAUGUAAUAAAUUACUUAUCUUCA